ACAUACAGAUGCUGUUGCUCUAAUUGCAAGUAAUGCUAUAUGCACAUCUCAGUAGUUUACUAGCUUACGCCUGGGAGAGAGAUUUAAGAUAAGCACAGGCGAAGAAUUUUGUUCCAAAGUUAAUUUCUUUUUCAGAACAAAGCUCGGUACCCCUCGGUGGUUUCCAUGAGACAAAUACAGCAAGAGGAGCUGAAGGGAUAGGCCUAGAAGACUCACUAGGCCUCUUUAUUAGAUUGCUGGAUCAUGGCCACGGCUGCUCUCCUUCUAUACCACUGCUCUGUCUUCCUCUGGUACUUUUUCCUCACAUACUCUCUUUUAACAGUCAGUGCAACAGAACAACCAGCUGGAGUUUUCUUGUAUGGCGGGCAGUGGAAAUACUUAACGGUGCUUAAUGUGGUUUUGCAAACUUUCUUCUAUGCUGUCACUUUUCUGACGGAUCUGCUCCUUCCAAUACGAGGAAUUAAGUUAGUGAAGUGUAUUAUCUACUGCAGAGACCUUCUGUUCUCCGUUCUGGCUUUUCCAGCAGCAACUUUUGUGUUUCUGUCCUUCUGGGCUUUAUACUCCUACGACAGGCAACUGGUUUACCCCGAGGGUCUGGAUAAAAUAAUUCCACAAUGGCUUAACCAUGCCGUGCACACAGCUGUGUUUCCUAUUGCUGUCUUAGAAAUGGUAACAUCUCCACAUCGCUAUCCUCCAAAGAGAAAGGGACUCACCCUCUUGGGGAUUUGUUCAAUAUCAUAUCUAAGCUGGGUAAUAUGGAUUUACUUUGCUGAUGGAAACUGGGUUUAUCCUUUUCUUGGAUUACUUACCCCUUUUGGUUUUCUGAUAUUUUUAUUAAGCAGUAACAUAUUAGCAGCUACUGUCUAUAUUGUUGGAGAAACACUUAACUACCUAGUGUGGGGUACAUUUUUAAAAAGUGAUGUACAAACCAAGAAAAUGAAAAUGUAACUCUUCCAUGCAAGUCUAACCCUCUAGGGGGAGAAGAGGACGGACGUAUUGACAUACCCCUUUACAGCAAUGUAUAGCUCGAUAACAAUCAGUCAUAACUGACAGCAUGUGAAAUUGGUCUAUUAAAGAAUAAAGAAACAGUCAAACCAUAA
Molecule: messenger RNA, 1100 nt
Organism: Hyla sarda
Lineage: Eukaryota; Metazoa; Chordata; Amphibia; Anura; Hylidae
Gene: ADTRP
Product: androgen dependent TFPI regulating protein
Exons: 7
Coding region: 244-948 (234 amino acids)
Cellular component (GO): membrane; endomembrane system
Source: RefSeq, a predicted model, not a curated record